This is a messenger RNA of Microdochium trichocladiopsis, 1569 nucleotides long. RefSeq lists its product as uncharacterized. The transcript has a single exon. The record is from RefSeq and is a predicted model, not a curated record. Bases 112 to 1200 code for a protein of 362 amino acids. NCBI's taxonomy places the organism in Eukaryota, Fungi, Ascomycota, Sordariomycetes, Xylariales, Microdochiaceae.
GCUCUAACCAUCUGCAAAUUGCGGCCGCAUUGGCACGAAUAAUCACCUCAAAAGGCUGGACACAAGAAGCUAGUCCCCUGGACAAUCUCGGACUGCACCAUUUUGUUCGACAUGGAGUCUUUUCAAGGAAAAGCAAGCCAAGACGAGAUUCGGCGGCUGUCGAUACCUCAAGUCUACGUCCACCUGCAGUUUGGCGUAUCAUGGUCACCACGGCACACACCCCAGACUCAUGGGAUGACAUACAUGUCAAAGUCCCUGCGCAACUCUUCAGAUUUCCCACGGCAAGUCGGGCAACCAGUCCCAAGACUAGUCACGAAACAGACAAGGCCACGAGAUACGACCACCACUCACCAUUACAACAAGGCCUCUGCUGCUACUGCUAGGCAACACAACGUUCAUCAGACACGCAGACCAGAGGAGAAGCGCCAAAGCAGACCCGCAGACGCACAUCGCCACCAAAGAAAGCCAGAGUCUCAGAGACAGCCCCGUGGUGAUACGAGAGGCCCUUCGAAUGACCGAGGAAAUUCAGCACCACCGGCGUCACACAAUAAUCCAUGGGUCGGCAUUGGGGAUUUCAUGACGCCAGCAGUGCCACCGACACAGAGGAGUGGCCGCCUUCAGACGACACCUCCUCACGUCUGGAAAACUCUGCCAGCUACCCCGAGCCAGUUCCGUCUCGGAGCCGAUGGGCAACCUUGGUCAUCAUGGGCGUAUCCGGAAGGCUACCCAACCACAGAGGACGGACAGGAGAUUACCGAGGAGUUGGCGGUCUUCGCCAACAACCCGACGACUGUCAAUCUCGCAACAGAAGGGGGCAUCGAAAGACGACCGAGCGAUGACCCCGCGCGGAUACAAGAGCUGGAGAAAUUAUCUUUGGCCAUGGUCACUGUUGACAAUGGUUUCGAGAAUCAGUGGUGGUACCAAGGAUCGCGGGAAUCUACCGACCGCAUCGGGCGCGGCGUGGACGACACGGAAAUCGUGUACUCGCCACACAGCGAUCCCGGCGACAACAGACUAGUCUCUGCGCUGGAACAGGACCUAACAGGGCCUGACUGGUCGAUCGCUUACGACAAAACCGCCGCCAGCGUGCGCAUGAUGGUCUCACCAAUAUCGGAAAACUCUAUGAGUCCUGUAGGGAACUUCCAGCCGGUUCAAAGAUCCAUGACUACCCGCUCAGAGGAGCUCUUCAUUGGAUCGUGAAGGUCGAUGUUGGCCAGGCAGAGACUCGAAGGUACCAACCCCGAGGAACGGACUGAAUUUGAGUAUGGCUUUGGACAGGAUGUCUCGAAGGCACCACUUGCCAAGGACAUGUCUGUGCCUGCAUAUCAGCACGAUAAUGGGUGCGCAUGCAACGGAAUGAAGGUUAUGGCAUUGCGCAGGCGUAUGGUCAUGUGACGACGAAAGAAAGCAUUUGGAGGAUAUUCCCCUGCAAGCAUUGAGUACGGCGUUUCUACGGGUGGACCAACAGAGGUCCUGCACACAACAGUGCACGCCGGCUUCCUGUGUUGCGUUGAAAACUACGUAAAUAUAGACGUGCAAUAAUUUGAAUCAACUUUUGAUCAGAUGUGG